GUGAGCACGCAUGGUGGCCACGCGAGCUGUGCGGGUGCGGCGCCCGAUGCUGCUCGUCGCGGCUGUCGUCCUCGCUGUGGCGGCGGCGGCGCCCGUGGCGGCGACGCUGCACCCGGUGGACUACCUGGCGCUGCAGGCCGUGCGGAGGGCUCUCUCGGACAUGCCCGGGUCACGGUUCUUCGCGUCGUGGGACUUCACCGGCGACCCCUGCGCGUUCGCGGGCGUUUCUUGCUCGGGCGACGGCCGCGUCGUCACGCUCGCGCUCGGCGACCCGCGCGCCGGCGCGCCGGGCCUGUCCGGGGCGUUUCCCUCCGCUGCUCUCUCGCGGCUCUCGGAGCUCACCUCGCUUUCGCUUGUCCCCGGGCGCGUGUCUGGGGAGCUGCCUCCCGCGGUGGCGGCGUUGCCGGGGCUACGGUUCCUCGCGCUCUCCGGGAACCUCCUCUCCGGCGACCUCCCCGCCACGUUCUCCCCGUUGCUCCGCACUGUCGACCUCAGCAAGAACUCCUUCUCCGGCCGGAUACCCCCGUCGCUCCUCCUAAUCAGGAGCCUGCGGACGCUCGUCCUCUCCCACAACUCCCUCUCCGGCGAGAUUCCCAAGCUGGUGAGUUCCCCGUUGGUCCAUCUCGACCUCCGGAACAACCGACUCACCGGCGGCGUCCCGCCGCUGCCGGAGACGCUGGUGUACCUGUCUCUCGCCGGGAACAGGCUGUCAGGCCGCGUGGGCGCCGUGCUCCGGAGGCUGCCGAGGCUGUCGUUUCUUGACCUUGGCGGGAACUGGUUCUCCGGCGAGGUGCCCGGGGAGGUGUUCUCCUUCCGCAUUGGCUACCUGCAGCUGCGCAAGAACGCGUUCUCCGGCGAGCUCCGGCCAGCGGGGCGCGUCCCGGCGGGCGCCACGGUGGAUCUCAGCCACAACGCGCUCUCCGGCCGCGUCCCGCCGGAGCUGGCGCCGGCGUCGGCGGUCUACCUCAACGGGAACAAGUUCGCCGGCGCGGUGCCGCGGGAGAUCGCCGCGGCGGCCGAGGGCGGGCGGAUGCGGGUGCUCUUCCUGCAGGACAACUUCCUGACCGGCAUCGGCGUCGGCGGCGUGCCGGCGAGCGCGGCCGUGUGCGCGCACUGGAACUGCGUCGCGCCGCCGCCGCCAGUGGUGGCGGCCUGCCCCGCCAAGGGCGGCAGGGGGCGCCGCCGGCCGACGACGCAGUGCGGCGGCCGGAGACGGUGAGGUUAGGAGGGCUAAGCUGGGUUUAAGGAGGGGUUUAAGCAUUGGGUUUUGGAGGGGUUUAAUUAGUGGUUAAUUGUGGUCUCAUGGCUCAUGAGAUGGUGGUGAAUAAUAGUUUUGCUGUAAAUCAUCUUUUUUUUGGGGUUAAUCUUUAGAUACACGGCUGUGAUUUUGUUGCAAUUAAACAUGAACGGUGGAUGAUGUAUUUCAGUGCUAAUGAUGCAAUUUUAUAUAGAAAAGGU
Oryza brachyantha (malo sina) is the source of this 1458-nucleotide messenger RNA. Its product is annotated as probable inactive leucine-rich repeat receptor kinase XIAO. The coding region runs from base 11 to 1219 and encodes 402 amino acids. The transcript has a single exon. Gene Ontology annotation, molecular function: protein binding. The record is from RefSeq and is a predicted model, not a curated record. Lineage: Eukaryota; Viridiplantae; Streptophyta; Magnoliopsida; Poales; Poaceae.